Molecule: messenger RNA, 1332 nt
Organism: Fonsecaea multimorphosa CBS 102226
Lineage: Eukaryota; Fungi; Ascomycota; Eurotiomycetes; Chaetothyriales; Herpotrichiellaceae
Exons: 1
Coding region: 1-1332 (443 amino acids)
Source: RefSeq, a predicted model, not a curated record
AUGGUUUUGCUGGGCUACCUGCGAAACUUUCAGCCAUUUCGACUCGACGCAUUGGGUAUCGUAACGCUCCUUGGUGCCGAACAGGUCAACAACCAUGUGGGCAAGCUGGUCCGAAGCCGAUAUCUCGAGUACAUGCCGCUCCUCGGCGCCUAUGUCAUCGCAAGCGACGAGUUUACAGCCAAACAGGCAGGCUUCCAGCUGUUCAACUUUUCCGCCAAUAUCUGUACGCCCAGUCUGGCGGGGUGGUUCAGCCGCUGGCUCAGCGAACAGGACUUUGAGACAUCCGGAACUUGUGUCGAGUGGACCAUCAAUGCGAAGGCUCAUUCCUUCGCUCUCGACAUCUGGAUAGCGCUGCUUAUCGGAACCAUUUUCCAGGCUGGAUUUAUCGUGAUUACCGUCCUGAUGGGAGACUGGUGGGGCUUCGCCAACGCCAUGUCGAUGGUGAUUUCCACCGCUGGGAGGGCAUAUCUGGUCAACCGCAACACUACCUGGCUCGACGCAGCCAUUGUCGAGGAAACGAGGACCGCGCUGGCGCUGGGGGAACCUGAACUUCUAGCAUCCGCCAAAAAGCGACCCAGCGUGAAUAGCACGGUUUUCGACAAGGACAGACUCAGCAAGCUGCCAGAAGCCAAAGUCAUGGUGAUCUUGCCAGACGCCAGAGCCGCCGUGCUUUUCAUCCCGGACUGUUUGGUGCGCGAGAUCUUCGUCUACAACCCGAAGCCAGUAGGCACGAAGGACGAGACCAAGAGAGUCGGAACGUGGCCUGUCCGCAGCCGAGACGAGAGCAGGAGGAAACAGUCGGGCUCGAGGGAAUUUCUGGCGUACGAACUUGUGCGCUGGAUUUCCUGGCUCGCCUUCGGCGCGCACGUCGUCACCAUCGGCAUGUCGGACCUGGUCAGCCAGCUCAUCACAGUGGUGAUCAUCGUGGUGCCCACAUUCCUGAUCGUCCGGGGCUUCGGCUGUGACGACAGGCACGUCGGGACCCGGCUGCGGGCGGAGAUAUCUGACAUUCCGCCGGAAGAGGUAAAAGCGAGGCGCGCUGAUAUGUACGCCUUUCUGCAUCUCAACGAGAAAGAGGAAGGCUGCCUGGAGCAGUGGAAUCUGGCGGCCAACCGAGCCAACAGCAGCUUCUGGGACGACUACGAAAGGAAGAAGGAGGUGUUUGGCCGGGCGCCGAACUUACGCGAGAUCCGGAAUUACGAGGAUCGCGUCAAAGCCAUCGAGGCGGCCAUCGUGGCUUUCCGGAAGGACCACGCAGACAAAGCCCCUUCGCCGCAAGUGCGUCCGGCGUCCAGCACGACAUCGAGACAUACAUCUCUGGAUACAGCAUAG